AUUAUGCACAAGUGAAAAGUCGGUUGGAAAUUUGGACUGUUGGGAGCACAAUAUAAGGCGGUUGAAAUUUUUAAUUUAAUGAUUUACUAGCAGUGACUUAUUUACUAAUAUAGCAUAUAUUAUUAUUUAUUAUUGUAUAGUAUACUAAAUUAUGUGUAUACAGUAUACUUUAGUAUACUUGUCUAUGCUUGUAUAGAGUGCCGUUACAUGUGGAAAUUAAAAAUAUUUGUUGUUUUAUAAAAAUUUUAUUUGGUUUUUUUUCUUAUUAUAAAUGUCGGAUCCUUCAGAUUUUGAAAGUAUUAUUUCAGACGUAAUCGUCUCACCAUGCAGUAUUGACAGUCUCGACAAUGAAAAUGCAACCAUAAAUGAUGUCACAAUAUCUCCAACCAACAAUAUAGUAGUAAACACAAUAAACGAUGAUGGUACAACCACCUAUGAACCAUCUCAACAUGACGUGUCUCUCACGGAUAGCGAUCACAGUCUGCUGGAAGUACCGAAACAAUUUAAUGCCUCUUCUCCUUCCAGUGUCUGCUCAACAAGACCACUUGAAUGGGAUAGUGGAGCCGAUGUGGGGUACGAUAUUUCGUCUAAACAUCAGAAUCAAGAUAUGAGCACAAUUGAAAGAAUUGCAGUAAGUAGCCUUGUUUAUAACACAAAUUCAACCCCAAUUGGUUGUGAUAACCAAAGAAUCCGUAAUAAAACUAAAAGUAAUUCAUUGGAUAAUCUGAAUGAAAUAGAAUUAUCUAGAGGGAAAAAAUCUUCUUCAUUAGAUGUAUUGAAAUGUACAGCUGAGAAGAGUGACACUCUACCAAAAUGCAGAUCACCAAUGGCUUCUUCACUUUCAGUGUCGACAGUAGUUCAUAAAUUAGAGUCUUUAAAAACAGAAUGUAUUAAUAAAUUAACCAACAAAAAUGUCAGUUUAAUUUUUAAUCAACAAGAAAAAAGGUUUGAGAGUUUAAGUAUUAACUCCAACAAAGAACAAAAAUCGUCAGGAAGUAGUAAAGAAUCAAAUAGUACCUUGGGAAGUGCUGACACUGCUGGAUCUUGGGUAGCAAAAGAAUUUCACGAUUCAACAAAUAAUACUUCAGAUCGAGUAAAUAGCUUUGAGUAUUUACCAGGUAAUUCAUAUUAUAAUACUAUAAAUGAUGAACCAGAGGAGUAUUCAGACAAAGAAAUUAAACAAAGCACUAAGAUGUUGGUUGAGGCAAUGAAACAGAAUGGUUUAACAAAUGAGUUGCAAAGAAAAGAAAUUUUUAAAGAAAUUAUUGAAAGUUUUAUACAAAAGUAUGUCCAGAAAGAUAAAGAUAACAGUUCAUCAUUAAAAAGUCAUUCAGAUACUGAUCAAACUCCCAUCAGACAAGAAUUUACUUCUCAAACGUCUAACACUGCUAAUACAAUUGUCAACAAUCCAACAAAUAAUCAUUCCAGCACAAUUACAUUUACAUCCCCAAUAACCUCUUCAAGGUAUGGUGAUGAUGUUGAUUCCAAAUAUGAUGAAUCUUCUGUGGACUCUGGGCGGCAUAUUAAUUUACAAAAGUGUAAAAUAAAAAAACCCUGCACCCUGACAAAUUUACAGAAACAAAAGGAUCAAAGUGUGCAAUGUACAAUUCAAGAUAAUUUAUCAAAUAUAAGUAAAAAUGGAAACUUAAAAACAUCUAAAUCUACAAAAAAAAAUGAAGACUUGGAACCAAUUCUAAAAAAUAAUACACAUAGUAAAACAAAUUACAAUGAUGUAAAUAAAGAUUUUAAUAAACAAAUGAUUUGGUUUCAUAAAAAUUACAUGAAAACUGAAAGAGAAAAUCAAAUGCUUUGGAUCAACAGUCAGAUAUCGCACUUAAAUAAUUUGAAAAAGUUUGUUUUUCAUUUACUACAUUUCUACAACUACCAAUGGCUUUUGAAUACCCAUGAAGAACUGAAAAAAAAUUGGAAUACAUAUAAACAGAAACAAACAAAUAAUAAAACCAAGUUAAGGAGAAAAUGUCCAAUAUCAAAUUCAAGUUCCGAUGUUACUACUUCAACUUACACUGAUUCAACUAUUUCUUCUAAACCGGUAUCAGUUACUUCAAGAUCUAAUGAAACUGAUGUCGAAUCUUCAGCUACAAUUUGUGACCAUAUUCAUUAUAAGAAAGGAAUUUUAGUAGAUGAACCUAACUCUUUGAAAAAAUGUUGUGAGAAAACUCUUCAUGGCAUUAAAGAAAAACAAAAUCAAAACACUAAUAAAUUUAAAACCGCAUGGUCUCAAACUGAAUCAACUAAUGAGACAAAAUUGAAAAAUGAUAAAAAGGCUAAAUCUCAGUCAGGUGUUACAUAUACAGUUGACCGCAAAUUAAAACCAAUCAGCAGUCAAAAUUCUAUAAGUUAUGAUAUAAUAUUUAAGCCUACCUCAAGAUGUUCAAAAGAAAUAGAUUUUGUUAACAAUCAAUUAAAAGAGCAGAAACAUUCAAUAUCAGUAGCAUGUCAAACAAAUAAAAACCCAUUUAAGCCUAAAUCUAGUUUACAGGAAUAUUUGAUGGAAAAUCGUCCUGAUUAUAUUUGUCGAGCAGAAGAAAGGAAAACUAUAUUAACUAAUUUAGCAAGUUUAAGAGACGAGCGCAAACAGUUGAAAAGAAAUAUGCUAAUAACAAAUAAUAAUGAAAAUAAAGUUCCACCAAAUCCAUUAGCUGUUAAACGUGUAAUGAGCCAAAGUGAAAUGCGGAAACAGACUGAAAAUAAAUAUCGCAAGUGUCCUGAAGUAAAAAAUAAAAAGAUAGAAAUAAAACGAAAAGAAGAUUAUAAAACAAAUAAAAUCAUGGCUAACAUUUUUAACAAGAGACUUCAAAAAAAGACAUUAAAAGGAAAAGUUGAUUUAUCCAACAGUGUAAGUGUUUGCAGUUCGUGAAUAUUAAUAUUAUCUUUUAAAAAUUAUAAUUUUCUUUUGUAUCUUUUAUUGAUUGUUUUUGAAAUAGACAAUUAUUUUAUGAAUGUA
This is a messenger RNA of Myzus persicae (green peach aphid), 2965 nucleotides long. RefSeq names its product inner centromere protein A-like. The transcript is spliced from 10 exons. The record is from RefSeq and is a predicted model, not a curated record. Bases 272 to 2878 code for a protein of 868 amino acids. NCBI's taxonomy places the organism in Eukaryota, Metazoa, Arthropoda, Insecta, Hemiptera, Aphididae.